UCAUUUGCGUUAAGACAGCGCGUUCGUUAAGAACGUUCACUCCAUAAAAUAUCCCAUACAUAUAUUCCGUAUAAACAAAACAGGCGACGAGAUCGCAACGUACGAGCUGUACAUGUUGUCGUUUGUUGAUCGUUAGUUUUUUUAUAUUCUAUUGAAAUUGAAUUCAAUGUUCAAUGGUCGGUUUGUAAGCUUCUAAAAGUUUUGAAAAUAAAAAAAUGAAUAAAAACGAAAAUCGUAUAAAAUAUACAUUUUGCCAAAAAAGGUACGAACCGUAAAAAGAUCGAUCGAAGAUCGCUAUUGACUGAUCGUGCGAGCAUCGAACGUGUGUUUAUGUGAUCGGAAUUGAAAAUUGGAAAUUGGAAUUUUUCAACGUACACUUAAUCGAUGGAAAACCAAAAACGGAGUCGAAGUUGAACAGGUUUAGAAAUAUACAGACAUAAAUACGAGCAGUUGUUGUUUUUCACAAAUAAUUUGCGCACGCACUACUCUUAAAGUUUCCUUAAUUUAAUGCGAAAAUUGUGCAAGUGUAUGUGUGUGAAGUGAAGUAAUUACAAACAAAUACAAACAAGUAAAAAAAAUCAACUACAAAUCGCAGAUAAAAUUGUAAAUUGUAAUUUCGUGUAAGCUGCGACAUACAUGAAAAAUGCAUUCAUUAUAUCUUUACGAGCAUUUGUUUGAUGCACAAGCGAGACUUGACCACAACAGCGAGCGUAGCAGUAAACCAGUGUCCGUUGUGGCGGCAAAGAAUGCGCAACUCUGCGUGAAAGCGCAUAAGCCGAUUGAAAAGAAAUUAUUGCUUGCGUUGAAAAAGUUUAUUAAGUGAAGGACAUUCUAGUAAACGAGCGAACGAACAAGUGAGAACAAAGAACGACACUGAAAAGUGAAAGUCAAGUCAAGGAAAUUGUGCUAGGAAGCGAACAAAGUGAAUUGUAGAGAAAGUCGUGAAAAGUACAAUUAGAGAUUGUGAGCAAAGUGUUCCACAAGUUCAAUUCAGUAUUUAAAGCAGAAAAGUUAUACUAAGACAUUUUUACUGAAAUUGAAAGUACAAGAGAAUAAACGAAAAACCUAAAAACUACAGCUGGUGACAAUAAAAGCUGAAAUUUAAUAAAAAAUUCAGUGAACUGUGAUAAGUAAUUUUAAAAAUGUAGUUUUACUGCUAUGCGCUUACUUUUGUUGACGGCAGUAAAUCAAAAAGUAUUUAAUCGUAAAAAAGUGUAAAUUCAAAACUCUACAAAAAGGCGUUACAAAUAUAAGCUGUGAUUAAUUGCUGGCGAAGAUACGUGAAAAUACGCUGAAAAACGAAAAAAGGAAAUUUUCACCAAAAAGCUUAAACAAUUUAAUAAUAAAAAGGUUAAGAGAUUUAAAAUCCACUUAACAACGAAAACCUAACCUAUAUUUAAGUAAAUCGGAAUUUUCGUCUGUGAACGAAAAUUACUACGAAUUUAAUAAUAAACGAAAUAAUUUCAUUAAAAUACACUAAAAUUCUACAAUUGUGCCACAAAAAAAAAAAAAAAAAACAAAUUAACAAAAAACACCUCGUAAGCAGUAUUAAAUUCCCCACCAAAAGUUCACACAAAUCAGUCCUCAGUACAAUUGCCAAAAUGAUCUUCAAUAAAUAUAUCGAAAAGCUUUCGAGCUCCUUUGGCACAACCGCCAAACAACAACAAAACAAGCAAAAUCAAAUCAACGACAAGACGCGCAAUGUAGAAUACGAAAAAGCAAUGGCGGCCACCUACAUCAAUAGUGGACACUAUCAUCAUUACAAUCCAAGUCACAUUGCGUCUAAGAAAAAGAAAUUAAGUAAAAGUCAGCAGCAUCAACAGCAGCCACGUAACUUUCUAAGCUCGGAUGAAUUGGCAUCGAUAAAUAAUAAUAAAAACAGUAGUAGUAGUAAAAACAGGAACAACGUAAUACGCCAUAAUAGUCAUAGUAGUAAUAAUUACCUAAAAGUGCCUCAACAGUCCCACGUACGCAUCAAUGCCAAAGAUAUACCCGCUCUACGCAUCGCUACGGAUGCGCAGGUUGAAGAUGCUGGUGAUGCGACUCUAACGUCGUCCGUGCACUCUUACGAGGGUGACAUUUUUCGUACACCACUCUCAUCGCUCAAUCCCUCUCCUGCCUCGUCGUAUACAAAUUCGCUGUCUACAGAGUCGUUGGCAGCUGGUACAUACAGUCCGAGCUCCUCGAUGUCGGCUGCUUCGACGCCAACAUCGCUAUCGACCUCGCCACCGCGUUUCCACAGUCGACCACCGUCGUUGCGUUUAUCCAAGGAGUUGGGCGAGAUUUAUUGCAAAUUAUUGAACUUUCCAUGGUUUCAUGGCAAUCUUUCGGGCAAAGAAGCUGAAAAAUUGAUAUUGGAGCGUGGAAAGAAUGGUUCGUUUCUAGUGCGUGAAUCUCAAAGUAAACCUGGAGAUUUUGUGCUCUCAGUGCGCACAGAUGAUAAAGUAACGCAUGUCAUGAUUCGAUGGCAGGACAAAAAAUACGACGUUGGCGGUGGCGAAGCCUUCGACACGUUGUCCGAACUCAUCGAGCGCUACAAACGUAAUCCGAUGGUGCAGACGUGCGGUACAGUGGUGCAUCUGCGACAUCCAUUCAAUGCCACACGCAUUACUGCAGCGGGUAUCAAUGAAAGAGUCGAGCAACUGGCCAAAGGUGGAUUCUGGGAAGAAUUUGAAUCGUUGCAGCAGGACAAUCGCAAUAUGUUUUGUCGCGUUGAAGGUUACAAGCCGGAGAAUCGCGGCAAGAAUCGCUAUCGCAAUAUACUGCCCUACGAUCAUACUCGCGUUAAGCUACUAGAUGUGGAUAAAAAUUUGCCUGGCUCUGAAUACAUAAAUGCGAAUUAUAUUCGCUUACCUACCGAUAGCGAUUUGAAUAGCAUGAGCUCAUCUUCGGAGAGCUUAAAUGUCACUGGUUUAGUGGCUUCCUGUCCCGCUUGCACCGCCGCCCAAAUGCAGAAGAAUUGCCCCAAUUGUCAAAUGCUGAAUAAGACGUGUGUGCAAUGUGCUGUGAAAUCGUCUAUACUGCCGUUGAGCAAUUGCGCUACCUGUAAUAAAAAAUCGGAUACGAUGAAGCACAAGCGCAGCGAUUCAUCUGCCUCUACAGCAACGAGUUUUAGUAGUGCUGGUGUCUGUGGUCCUGGUGGGUCUCGAUCGGCACUCGCCGGUGGCAGUGUUGGCGGGUUGUUGAAGAAGGGCAGCAAUGACUUGACUGAACGUGAUAUGUUCAAGGUGUACAUUGCGACACAGGGUUGCUUGCCGACCACGAUUGUCGACUUCUGGAACAUGAUCUACCAAGAGAAUACGCGCGUCAUCGUGAUGACAACCAAAGAGAUUGAGAGAAACCGCAGUAAAUGUGCCAAAUACUGGCCGGAUGAAGGUCAAUGCCGACACUUCGGCCCAGCGAAAAUCCAAUGCCUCUCAGAAAACAAAACCAGCGAUUAUACGCUACGUGAAUUUAUAUUCAUUUGGCGCGAUAAACCCGAUCGUCGCAUCUUUCAUUAUCACUUUCAAGUGUGGCCCGAUCAUGGUGUGCCGCAGGAUCCGGGUUGCGUGCUGAAUUUCCUGCAGGAUGUCAAUUCGAAGCAGAGUCAGCUGACGCUGGCGGGCGAGAAGCCGGGCCCCAUUUGCGUGCAUUGCUCGGCUGGCAUUGGUCGUACGGGCACAUUCAUUGUGAUUGAUAUGAUUCUCGAUCAAAUCGAUAGAUAUGGUCUAGACACCGAAAUCGAUAUACAGCGCACAAUACAAAUGUUGCGCUCCCAACGUUCUGGUUUAGUACAAACUGAAGCACAAUAUAAAUUUGUUUAUUAUGCUGUUCAACACUACAUACAAACGCUGGUACAGCGCAAACGUGCCGAAGAGCAAAGCUUACAAGUCGGGCGCGAAUACACAAAUAUCAAAUAUUCGGGCGAAAUGAGCAGUGACUCUCAAAGAUCUCCGCUACCAUCAGCACUUUCUAGUAUAAGUUUAGCAAAUAAAUCUCCUACGGGAGGCGGCAGCUUGCUUAUGCCUGCCACAAGCAGUUACAGCAUUAGCAAUAACACCAAUAGCGCCAGCAGCGCUGCAGAUGACCUGAAUCACUAUGUGAGUGCAACAGCUACCAAACAUCACAUGCACGGUUCAACGCCGCCUUUGGUUGCAAAAAAGCAAGCACCGCUUCCACCAUCGCCAUCCAGUACACUGAGCAGCACAGCGUCAAAAGCCGGCGAUAGCAGUUUGCAUCAUCCACAACAAAACGCAAUGCAUUCGCAGCAGCAAACAACAACAACAUCAACGGCAACUGCAUCCGCCGCCGCCGCUGCCACCGGUGCCGCUGCGGCAGGUAAGCAGCCAACGAAAACAUUCCCAAAGACAUGAGCACGCGCACAGGCAGUGGUCAGCAGCGUCAGCAACAGCCACCGCCUCGGACACCGCCGCGCUCUAGCUAUACAUGACAGUUAAAGUUUUAAAACGAAAUGUUCUUGCGCGCUUAUUUGCUUCAAAAGCGAAUUUUCGUGAUAAUUUCUUCAAGGCUUUCAAGUGAGCGUGGUUGUGUGGCAGGGAAGGGAAUGGGUGGUAGUGUGCGCGAAUUGUGAAUGAAUUGCGAGCCACGAAACAUUUUCAAAAAGGCAUCAACACAAAGUAAAAAAAAAACUUAUAUUCCUUCUGUGUAAUUUUUUCAAAGUAUUUGUGUUUCGGAUGUGAGCACAAAGUGCUGAAAACUAUUUGCGUUUCUAGUAGUUCCUUCACGUAUUUUUCCUAACUUCCUCAUAUGAUUUUUCUUGUCGUUUGGCUUAAUUGUAUUUGUUUUCUUAAUAACUUGAAAAAAUUUUUGUUGUUCGUUUAAGCAAAAAUUCUGAGUGAUCUCGAAUUACACCGCUUAUGAUGGAAGAUUUUAAGUUUUUUGGAAAAUUAUUUUCUAUAAAGUUACAAUUUUUAAAAUAGUAUUCUAGCGUUUCUAUUUAUACACGUUUUUGUAUUCUCAUAUCUUCUCUCUUAAUUUCUUCGUCUCUCGUUUUUUUCAAUAUAAAUCUCGAACGAUAAAUAUAAUUAUGAUGCUGGUUAUUGUUGUUAUUAUGCUAGAGUAGUUUGUUGCUGCUGUGGCUGUUGCUGUUUUAUUUUUGUUGUAGUUGUAGUUGUGUAGUAGUAUUGUUGCAUAGUAGUGCAGCGCUAAAGCAAACGUAAAACGUAGAAAACAAAAAAAAAAAUUAUAUAUUCAUACGAAAAAAGCGUUGAUUGUGAUCUGUAUUGAUGCAUUAAAAAUUAUGAACUAUUAGAAAAGAAACUGCUGUAAAAAUAAGUGAGCAAGAAGCAAAUUUAAAUACAAAAAUAUUAUAAAUUGCAAGCGUGGCAAAAAAAUACUAACAUUUGCAAAAAAGCGUUUGUGAAAAAAAUUUUGUAAAAUUGUGAGAAAAUGCAAAUGUAAAAGGUUUGAGAAUUUCAGCACAAAAAUAUAAAUAUGAGGAUCGUGAAAGCCAUCGAAAAAAUCAAAGAGCAAUAGAAAGAAGUGAAAUCUGAUUUUACAACCAAGUACAGUGUAACCUCUUCUAACAGACACCUCUAUUAGGCGGACUACUUCCUCAAGCGGACUUUUUUUUCUAUAUCAAAUCUUAUGUAUCGGCAGAAGUUACGCCCUUUUGAGUGGACACCUCUCUUGGAAGAGCAAAAACGGACUGACGGUGCGCGUCCGCCCAGGAGAGGUUUUACUGUACAACAAAUCAAAAAUUUGAAUUUCCCAAGUGCUUUAGUUUUUUAUUAGUUUUCUAACUAAACUUGCUUGAAAUAUCAAAAACAACACAAACAACAAAGUGGAUUCCAUAUAAAGUUGAAAAUUUCAGAAUAUUUGUAAAUUUUUUAUAAUUCGCAUUAUUGGUAUUCAAAAAAAUAAUUACAAUAAAAAUUCGAUUCUAAUAAGAACACGUACACACAAUUACUUUGCGCUGCUGAUUUUAAGUCUGCAAAAAAGAGAAAAAUUAUGUUUUCAUUCUAUGUCUGAAAUAGUCGCUUCUUGUACUGCUGUAAUUCUAUAUAUGAAAAAAUUAUAUUAGUUUUUGUAUGUUUUUUUGUCUUUUUUAAAUGUGCAAACUGCUAAAAACUAUUGUUAUAAUAUUUUUAACCCAUUAUUGCUGUGUGUUUUUACGUAUAUUUAUAAAAAAUUAUAUUUAAUAAAUUUACUAAAUUUAAACAACGAAUUGUUUUAAAUUUUUUUUUUGAUUUUAAAAUUUUUUAAUUUACAUUUUUUUUGUUUCUAAUUUUUUUUUAAUUACAAUUUUUUAAAGUUAAAAUUGUUUUAAUUAAGAUUUUUUUAUUUACAUUUUUUUAAUUAAAAUCUUUUUAAUUAAAAUUUUUUUGAUAUACAAUUUUUUAAAUUAAAGUUUUUUUUGCUAACAAUUUAUUUUGCUUUAAUUUUUUAAAUUAAAAUUCUUUUUACUUGUUUUCUGCUUUUGGAAUUUUAUUAAAUGCUUAAAAUAUUUUGUUUUUGAAUUGUGUAUAAAGUUUAAAAAAUUCACGUAAAAUCUUUUUUGCGCUUAAUUUUGGCUUAGCCUGAGUUUCUUCUUCCUUCAAUAAAAACUCCUCUUAUGUUGUUUUAAGUGUGAAUUCUGCGCUUCAAAUUUCGAAUAAUUGGCUUACAAACUUCUUCAUAUAUGUAUCUUUUCUUGUUGUAGCGCAUUUCAUAAUUUUUUUUUCAAUUUUGCGCUCCUUAAAUGUUUGGUUUCUUGUUUGUUUUUGUUUCAUUGUUUAAUUUUUGUUUUGCUUUGCCAUAAUCCGUUAUUUGUAUUGUAGCAUCUCGGCUAGUUUUGCACGUAAGCUGUUUUUAACUUUAAGCUCAAAACGUCUUUUACUGCUAAUCUAAAAAUAUGUAAGCAGUUAUAAAACCAAUUGAGUUGUGUAAAUUGUUCAAAUGUGGCUUUUAGUGGCAUUGCAAAAUUAGCAAUUGUGUGGUAUUUUGUGAAGAUUUUUCUGCUGUUUAUAAUUUUUGCGGAACUGCUUUGAAUAUUCAGUUGCAUUGGAAUGAUUAUCGUAAAAAAAGCUUCUGAUGUAAACAAUGCUUUUGUUUUUAAAUAUUUCUUAACGUAUUAUUGAAGAUUGUAAAAAGUAUAUGAAUUUUUUUUGUAAGCCUUUAAGCGCAAUAACCCACAAACCUGAUUAUAACUGUGGAAAACUUGUAUACCAAUAAAAAUUAAAAUCGAAAAAAAAAAAUAUAUAUUUUUUACAAUUUUUUAUGUAUAUUUUUUAGUUACAAAAUGUUCAUGUAUCAAAAAAAAAAACGCACACGAAUACAAAUUUAAAGCUAAUUAAGUGAACUUUUUUUUCCAUAUUCUUUUAAUGUUUUUUAUCGAUUUUCUCACGCUUAAAGCUUUACAGUAUUUUAAAAUUACGUAUUUUAAAAUCGAUAAGAGUUCCGCAAAAAUUAUAAAAUAACUUGAGAAAAAUUUACAAAAUUGAAUAAUUUUUGUAAAAUUGUACGAUAUUAAAAUUACGUGAAAAUUAAAUUAUUAUGAAACUGGAUUAAAUUAUUAUUUAUGUAUAUCGCCUACUAUUAUCGUAAAUUUUGCGAAAUUGAUGGAAUUUUAAUGCCUAGCUGUGCGAGUGUAAGCAUUUGUUUUGAAAAAAGAAAGUUAUUAACUGUUUUUUAUACCAAAUUUGAUUUGAUUAGUUGUUAAGUGCAAAAUUUGUGUAUUGCUGUCAAUUAGCGGUAGAAAAACAAAACAUUAUAUAUAUAUUUUGUACAUGCAUACAUACACAUACAAAUAUAUUAAACAUAACAUUAGUUAUUAAAAGAAAACCAAUACGAAUUAUUUUAGAAAUACAAAAACAAAUCGCUUAAAACAAAUUGCUGUUAAGAUGUUGCUUUCGCCAGCAAAAAAUUAUUUUUAAAAUAAGUAAAACUUUUUUUAAGUACUUUAUUUUGUAAUAUUUGUUUGCAUUAUGUGAAAGUUUUAAAAUAAACCAACAAACAUACAAAUUUAUAUAUAAAAUGCUUUCUUUCUUUUUUUAGUUAUUUCAAAUUAACAUUUUUUAAAUAAUAUUUUUAAAAAUAAGAUUUAGAACAAAAUAAUUUAAUAUAAAAAGAACAUAUUUUUUUUUAUUAUGUACACAUUAUAAUUGUUUGACAGGCUGUUAUUUAAGAAAGUAAAGUAAGAAAUAAGAAUUAGUAAUUGCAUAAAAAAUUUGCAGAAAUUGUUAUUCGUCAAAAUCGCUUAACAACAAAUAUUCAAGUGGAGUCCAAACAAAAACAAAAAACGAAAAAACAAAAUUAGAAAAAAAGAAUCCCAAAAAAUAAGGCAAAGGGUAUAUUCAGAAACGCAUUAUAAAUGCGCAGUAAUUGCAGCGCUGGCAGCACUGCCAAUGUGACAAGUGUUGCAAUUGAUAGAUUGGCAGUAUUAAAAUUUUUCCUGCAAAUAAUGCGCGACGUUUGAUACAAAAAUGGCGUUUUGGAACGCGAUGCAUUUGCAGUACUGCCAUAUUUGCAUUUCUGAACGCAUUGCCAACACUGCAAAAGUACGUUGCGCAUUAUAAUGCGUUAUUGAAUAUACCCAAAGUGUUGCGCUUAAAAAACAAACAGUUAUAAGCGAAGAAGAUUAGUAAAGAAAAAUAAUAAUUGAAAAAAGAAAAAAAUAGUAAACAAUUUUUUACACAAACAACUUAAAUGCUAUGUAAAUAAACACAAAAACACACACAUACAUAUUUAUAAGCAUAAACACUAUACGAAUACAAUGCAUGCCUAUACAUAAACAUAUACAAAUACAUAUAUUACAUUUACAUAUACA
Molecule: messenger RNA, 8746 nt
Organism: Anastrepha ludens (Mexican fruit fly)
Lineage: Eukaryota; Metazoa; Arthropoda; Insecta; Diptera; Tephritidae
Gene: csw
Product: tyrosine-protein phosphatase corkscrew
Exons: 10
Coding region: 1602-4352 (916 amino acids)
Biological process (GO): protein dephosphorylation
Molecular function (GO): protein tyrosine phosphatase activity
Source: RefSeq, a predicted model, not a curated record